UUUAAAAGCCUUCUUUGGCCGGAGGUGAGAGUCAGCGCGACAGAAACACCGAGGUUUGAGCGUGGCAGCGAUCGCCUUCAACAGCUGAUCGGUGACGCAACCAUGUUUCACUUUCAAAGUUCACGCGGGUCAAAGUCUGUGGUGUUCGGCUCCGUAAAAGUGGCCCAAGCGUCUGUCAUAUGAAUGUCUUAGCUCUCCCAGCCAUUGUUUCACGACGGCAAUGAUAUCCCGAUGUGUUUUCUUCCGCCGCACCUGCGCGUGGAAACGAGUAAACAGCUGCGACACCGAACAGAUGUGCCAGAUGUUGCUCGUUCGAGGAAGCAGUUGCGCGAGGCUCCUGAAAGACAAGAGUUAUAGACCCUGUCACCUGUCUGUAAUAACUCCGCGACAACACCUUGCUUCACCUAACGCAGGCAGUGGCCGGCACCCGAGCUCCCCUCACUCACUCCACUCACUCACCCACCCGGCCACCUCGCCUCUCUGGUUCUCGGGCUGGACUUGCGUGUGCAGUUUGGUGUCGCUGCCGACGAUUGCUGGCGCUGGUCACGUGACCUACCGUGUCCCAGGCCUCAAGGUGGUGGUGGACUGUGUGUACACCGCCACACCUGUAUCACCUGUAUCGUCUUGCCACAGCUGUAUUCACGUGUUGCAUCUGUGCACGCUUGGCUGUAAACAUACACAUCGCAUACGUGUUCAUCCCAUGUUCAACAAAGACUGUACACGCACAUACCUUUCUAUAUUUGAUCACAUCUGCUAAGUGGACACGCUGGCUGAAGGACACACGCUCGCUAUGCUCACUUGGAUAUAUGAUAUAUUGGCAGUAUAGCACGUUGAAAGCUAAGUUGAAAAAAAAACGCACAUGUUGCUUUUGAAACUGCACUAUUCAGCCAGCUAACACCACAGCUGUUGACACUGCAUUUAUGGGCCUGUAAAAUGGAUAUAAAUAAAGACCAGUUCCACUUUUUAAUAUCCAGCAAAAGGAAAACACACUACACGAUUAAAUAUACCGAAAAAAUGUAAACAUAUAUACGAAAUCCAUAUGUACAAGAAAAUAAAAGAUUA
Penaeus monodon (black tiger shrimp) is the source of this 1062-nucleotide messenger RNA. RefSeq lists its product as uncharacterized. NCBI's taxonomy places the organism in Eukaryota, Metazoa, Arthropoda, Malacostraca, Decapoda, Penaeidae. The coding region runs from base 221 to 757 and encodes 178 amino acids. The transcript is spliced from 3 exons. The record is from RefSeq and is a predicted model, not a curated record.